AUGUCAAACAGGUAUGCUCCUUUCGAUAUUCUUAAUAACCAACAAUUGAAUAAUUUACUGGAAUUAUGCCAAAAUUCAUUAUCACUUCCUCAUUUGGGUCUUAUUCAAGAAGUUUCUGCUGCAUUGGUUCCAUAUACUUCUGGUAAAUUUGAACUUAUGUCCGAUAUGUUCAACAAACAAUUCAAUAUUAAAAUUGAUGCAAACAAAUUACAACUUAUUUCAUCUCUUUUUGGCUCGAAUAUAUUACCAAGUUUUUCAACUGGUUUCAAUGCUAAAGAUUUAAUUUUGGAGUUUUCAUUGUUAAACAAACUCCCAUCAUUUACACCUUAUCAAUUUAUCCCAUUUAUCGAUAUAUGUCCAACAUGUUCCAAGAAGCUCGAUCGUAAUUUAUCAAAAGAACAUCUCGUGACAUUAUAUUUACACAACCAUCAUAUUGUACCUGCAGUUGUAUUCACAUUAACAUGUACACAUUCUCGAACAAAUAAGAAUAAUCACGAUAAAACAAUAAUAACACCUAACUUUAUUCAACAUAAUAACGAACGUGUUUUUACUUGUGAAUCUUUCAGAACUUCCAACUUCUUAUAUUUCGGUGGAAAAAGCGUUUUCGAUCGAAAUAUUCUUAUUCAAUAUAUGUCCGAUUUAAUUGCUAAUUCAUCAACAUUAGAGGGUUUUGUUUCCUCUUACAACAUUCAACGACGGCAGAAGAAUAUUGGCGAUAGCAAGUUGGGUUUUUUACUCUUUACUCGAACAGUAUUAUCAUUUGCAUUAAUUCAUUUUGUAUUUUUCAUGGGUUUAUCUGAAAUAGCUCUACCAAAAUUAUGUAGACAAGAAGAGAUGGAUCCAUACUUUGAAUCCAUCGAAUCGCACGUUCAUCAUCUUUGGUCAAACUUUUGGUUACAACAUAAAUCUGUUAAACCAUGUGGAAUACAUUGUUCACGUGCACUUAUUGUUGAUGGAAAUUAUAAAAUUCGACGACCAAUAUGUGUCUACAAUUUGAACGUAAUUCAAACACCUGAAUUUGAAUCAAUAUCUGUAGGAUGUCGAAACUCACCACAAUAUCAAGAUGUCUAUUGUGAAGAACAUAAAGGUAUGACAGAUGAUACGGAAAUCAAUUUGGCUGAACCAUUGACACCCAAUGAAUCUUGGUAUGAAAAGCCUACUCAAUUACGCAACGGAAAAAUGGUAUUUUAUGAUGCGCUAUCAUGUAAAACACUUAAGAGCAAACCUGGCAAUUAUACUUCCAAUACAUUUCGUACCUUAGGGAUUGUUUUAUGGAUCUUAAAUUGUAAUAUUAUUGUUUCUUCUAUUGAACUUUUAAGAUCUGAAAGUAUUAAAGAAAUAAUUAGUGGUUUAUGUCAACUAAUUCGAUUUAGCCAAACAGGAGUCGAUCAGGACGAUGCAGCGAUUUGUCAUGUUCCUCGAAAUAUCGUAUACGAUGACGGAUGUCAUUUGAUUAAAACAAUUAUUGAUCAUUUUGAUGGUAUACUUCGUCGUAAUGCAGCUACCACAUUUCUUUAUAAAAAGUGUACAUUUACAAUUGAUCGUUUACAUUAUCAAAAUCAUCGUGAUCCCUGGUGUAAAAAAUAUUUAAAUCCCGACAGUAACCCGGAUCUCGAUGGCAUCAAUACUGAAGCAUGUGAACAAACAUUUUCAUGGUUAAAUAAAUUUUCCAAGUCAUUCUCCAGGAUGUGCUCUGAACGUUGUCAACUUGCUCUUCAUUUGAUGUUGCAUCAUUGGAAUUGUAAUCAUAUAGGUCUUAAUCCAUAUGAUAAAGACAUCGGUCUUCCUCUUCUUCCAGUAAAUUAUUUAAUUUCAACAAUGCCAAAACGAGUGCGAACACAAACAUGCACCGUCAAACAACAUUCAACAAAAAUACUGAGAUCAAAUUCUAAAAAGAAUACUCAACCUGAACAAGAGACGAAUAUCAUAACAUCUUGUACAUUACGUGAUCAAAACAAGAAACAGGCAUCGACUGAAAAGCGUACUUCGUUAAUGGUUCAUAAUAAGUUUUUAGAAUUUGAACUAACAACUAUGAUCGAUGAACCAAAUCAAAUGGCAGUGCAAGGUGAAAACAAAGAAAAUAUGAAUGAUGGAGAAAUCGAACAACAAGCAAUGGUUAAAAUGCAAAAUCAUGAAGAUAAACAUAAUGCAAAAGAUGAAGAUGAUGAACUUCAAGAGUACGCUGAAGAAUUCGAUGAAGAAGAAUCUAAUAUUUCGAAUUUGAUAUUUCCAUCUCAAACGGACAUUGAAGUGAUGAACUUCGAAUUUGAAAAACCUUGUCACCAAUCUGUUACUACAUCGAACAACUUCACCGAUAAUUCUAUACCAAUUAAUGAUGAACGUGCUCUAAACAACAAUUACUUUCAACAAUUAUCAUCAGAAGAAUUAUUGUUAUGGGAACACUUUGAUAACAUUAUAUCAAUCGACGAAUUUGAAAAAGCUUUACCAGAUGAAAAUGACCAAGCAAAUACACAUAUCGAUCGACGUUCAACACGUUCUUUCAAAGGCGUUAUCUUUCAUUAA
Messenger RNA from Rotaria sordida, 2523 nucleotides. The record is from the annotation of a GenBank genome assembly. Lineage: Eukaryota; Metazoa; Rotifera; Eurotatoria; Philodinida; Philodinidae.